Molecule: messenger RNA, 665 nt
Organism: Sorghum bicolor (sorghum)
Lineage: Eukaryota; Viridiplantae; Streptophyta; Magnoliopsida; Poales; Poaceae
Product: VQ motif-containing protein 20
Exons: 1
Coding region: 1-534 (177 amino acids)
Cellular component (GO): nucleus
Source: RefSeq, a predicted model, not a curated record
AUGCAACACAACACCACCACCACCGUGUCGUCGCCGGCCAAGAGAGGGAUCGUGAGCCUGCAGGGCCCGAGGCCACUGCCGCUGAGCCUGCCAACCACGUCGCCGCCUCGGCCGUCCAAGAGACCCCGCGUCGUCGUCGUCAACGGCGGCGGCGACGACGAUAAUGUCAGGGCACCGCAGGCGGCGGCGGCGCCAGGGCCAGUGAUCCUGUACGAGCACACGCCCAGGGUCAUCCACGCGCGCCCCGACGAGUUCAAGGCCCUCGUGCAGAGGCUCACCGGCCGGCCGCAACCGACCGCGGGCCGCGGCGAUCAGGAUCAUCAGGAGGCCGUGCUUCGGCCGGCAGUGCAGCCGCCGUCGUCGCAGUCGCAGCAGGACCCCCUGGUGCUCACGCUCGGGCAGCAGCAGGUCCCGCUCCCGCCGCCGGUGCUGCCUUCGCCGGGCGGUGCUGCUGGUGGUGGCUUCCUUCUCUCCCCGGGAAGCUUCCUCUUCUCGCCCGCCACCAUGCAGGCCAUACAGGAGCUCAUCAGCUGACCGCUUUCGCCCUUCUUCAGCUCUACUCCAUCUCUAGUCGAAUCUCCAGCUAGCUGCAGGCCUAGCUUUUGCCAACCAAGGGAGAGAGGGAGAGAGAGAGAGGAGUAACUAGUUCUUUCAUUCUUUUAUGA